AUGGCGACGGAACGCUCUCUGGGUGCUCUCUUGCGGUCACUUCAAUCGACAUCGGAGCUUCGAGACGCUAUCAACCUUCUGCCCACUGCGACCAGCCUUCUAACUCUUCUGGGAAAUCCCCUCAAUAUCACUUUGCUUGCCUCGCAAUUGCUCUCCGCUCCGGCGAUAUGGGAACAUCCUGUUGACCUACAAGCAUGUCGGCGAAUAAUCAGUGUCUUCAAUACAGCCGCCAUUGCGACAUUACAAAACGAUGAGCCCGCGGAAUCUAGAUUACCAUACACAAAACCUAGGAAGAUUGAACGCGAAGAUUGGGUGAAAGCGGUCGUGAGCGGAGCGGAUGAGAAAUCACCGCGUUGGAGACAUUUACUCUUAUUGGGUGGUAUUCUGAUCGGGUUUGAAGGUCAGAACAGACAGGGCCUACCGUGGAGCAUACGUACGAAACUCGAGUCUGCACUUGUCACGGCGGCGCAACUUGCACUUGAGGAGCUGGAUUCCCGAGACGGCCUCGAUGCGCAGUGUAUCACUUUGGUUUUGAAUCAUACCUUUGAGCUUUUGUCGGAUCACGAGAGAAGCAAACUAAGCUAUGACCGCUUGCUUCCUGUUUUGAUUCAAACAACAUAUUUCUCCCCAGAGGGCCUAGAAGGAGGAUAUUUUCUCGGAACCAUUGAUAAGGAUAUUGUUGAAGCACCGGGGAAGCGUUUUCAGUGGUCAUCACAGUCUGUCACUUUCCGUCGGGUGACGGCAAUCAUUUCGAGUCCUUUGAUAUCAGUUUUGGGUCCCUUGUCGCGACUGAUUGCGCAUUCAGUUGAGAAUGCCAGCGAUCCCACUCUGGUUUCUCAAUCUGUGGAUCAGAUUGCCCAUUUCGGUCGCACACUGAUGGUCCAAUGGCGCCAGAACAAGUUAUCUGAAAUUGACGCAUCAGAAGAACUCGAGUUUCUGGAUUCCGAGUCACUCAAGUCUACGAUUCCAAGCCUAUGGAAGCUCCUCCGCAAUUGCCUAUAUUCUGUUGUGAUUGUUCUCCGCGCCGUCCUGGGAAGGGUACUCAACGAUCACAUUCUUGCAGCUGAUAGGACUGCACCCUACCUUUCAAUGCAAGCUCUCCACGUCCUUCGCAACUUUUACUUUGUCUCAUCUCGUCUUGGUCAAAACGGAUCUUCGCAACACACGUUCGUGACACUUACGGCGGUCGAUAUCCUUUCACAGUAUCCGGACCUGGCCGAGAAUUUCCUACAGAGUGUCAAACCAAGUGAGCUUGGUCAGAUUCCACAGCACCCCAUUGAGCGCUGUCUGGAUCUCUAUUUCUUGAAUACCGCCGAGCUUUUCACCCCUGUUUUGUCUCCAAAAUGCAGUGAGGAGCUUCUAAUUUCAGCAACACUCCCGUAUCUCGCAGCAGGCGGGAAUAACCAUCUGCUCGAGAUUUUCGAGGCCGCCCAUAGUGUAGCUCUUGCUGUCUUCGCCAUUCCGGGAAAUGCAGCCAUAGCAGCCCGGCAUCUUCCCUUCUACAUCGAUAAUCUCUUUGCUGUAAGUCCCGUCUUUGGCUUUCAGGUCUUUCGAUUUGUGCUCAUCUUUCCAAAGGUCUUCCCUGACAAUCUAUCCGCCCGCCAAUUCCGCCUUGCCUUCAAGACUGUCAUUAAAGUGACUGCCCCUCCGUCACUCGUUGCAAAUAGCCAGCCGCUGCUGCCCUCUAUACUCCUCGAAGUUCUACACGAAAGAGCUCUAAACGCAUCCGACAAGAUGCUCCCGCAAUCCACGCAAGGAACAGCAGGUGCUCAUCAGGGCCUGGCCCCGCCAGUAUCCGAGCAAGCUGCCUUGAUCCUCGCCUUGAUAGACAGCCUCUGUUUCCUGCGAGUGGAGGACCUCGAGGAGUGGUUGCCACUGACCGCGAGUCUUAUUCACACGAUUCGCACACCAGAGAUGCGUCAAAUGUGCAUUGAGCGCUUCUGGGAAGCGUUGAGUAGUGGUGAGAUGGAUGUCGAGCGCGCCCAUUACUGCGUCACCUGGUGGAGUACAAGAGGCGGUCGUGAACUUGUUCUCUUCGGCAAUACAGCUCCAGAUGCCGAGGCGGGAAGACAUGCAGAGGGCGCCUACAUGAGCGGUGCAGUUGGGGGAGUAGCACCGGAAAGCAAACUUUAG
Molecule: messenger RNA, 2133 nt
Organism: Aspergillus fischeri NRRL 181
Lineage: Eukaryota; Fungi; Ascomycota; Eurotiomycetes; Eurotiales; Aspergillaceae
Gene: pex8
Product: putative peroxisomal membrane protein Pex17
Exons: 3
Coding region: 1-2133 (710 amino acids)
Source: RefSeq, a predicted model, not a curated record